Messenger RNA from Colossoma macropomum (tambaqui), 2502 nucleotides. RefSeq names its product protein mono-ADP-ribosyltransferase PARP11-like. The record is from RefSeq and is a predicted model, not a curated record. The coding region runs from base 190 to 1227 and encodes 345 amino acids. NCBI's taxonomy places the organism in Eukaryota, Metazoa, Chordata, Actinopteri, Characiformes, Serrasalmidae. Gene Ontology annotation, molecular function: NAD+ poly-ADP-ribosyltransferase activity. The transcript is spliced from 8 exons.
GCGGCAGAUAAACAAUAACAACGAAGUGCAGCAACCAAGAGCUCAAAUAAAAAUAAUAAUGACGAUAAUAUUAAUAACGACAGCAGCAGGGCUUUACUGCUUUUAAAUUAAAGGCAACUGUACUUCGUACUUCGAUAAAUAAUAGACUGAAUCAGUCCUGCCAAGAGGCACGAAAACGCAUCGGAUAAGAUGCAUUGCGCUGCAAACGACAAGUGUGUGGCAGCACAGCAGCAUGUGGAGAACCCAAUAUUUGGCCCCAAGAGCCCUGAGGAAGAGUCCUGCGAGGAGGAGAUGGACACAUCAGAACCCAACUGGCACUGGUUCUACCUGGCCGAGUGUGGAGUGUGGCAUAUGUUUGAAAUUGAUCCCAGUGCAGGAUGCUCAGUGACCAGCGAUCAGAUUGAGCAGAACUACAACAGGAAUCAGCAUGGCUCCAUGGAUUUUUACACACCUAAAUAUACCUAUAGAUUAGACUUUUCAGUCAUGAAGCAAAUCAACGUUACAACUGGAAAACAGAGACCAAUAAAAAGGGCUUUACAGUCUGCCACUGGAUUUAGAUUCAUCUGUGAUAACUUGGCUCUACCUGUCCCCUGCCACUGGGAAAGAGUUAACACUGAUGAGCCUUACCAGCUCAUCCCACUGUGCAGAGACACGUUCGAGUAUAAAGAGGUGGCCCGGCUGUAUGAGAGGACCAUGAGCCAGCCAAUCAGAUCCAUCCAGAGAAUACAGAACCUGGACCUAUGGGAGUUUUUCUGCAGAAAAAAGGCUCAGCUGAGGAAGAUAAAACGUGUAAUAGACAUUGAUGAGAGGAUGCUGUUUCAUGGGACGGGUCACAGCAACGUCCAGGCCAUAUGCACGUACAACUUUGACUGGAGGCUUACAGGAAGCCAUGGCGACGUCUACGGCAAAGGAAGCUAUUUCGCUCGCGAUGCCAAGUACUCCAGCAAGUUCUGCCACUCGACCAGCAAGCAUAACUUCACUCUGCAGAGACACGGCCUGGCGCCACCCAUCUUCCAAAGCGAGCCGCCUUACAAGUGCAUGUUCCUGGCACGGGUGCUGGUGGGGGAGUUCACAGUGGGUCACCCUCACUUCUGCCGGCCGCCCUCCAAAGACUUGAGCAUUGCCAACUUCUUUGACAGCUGCGUAGACGACAUGAUCAACCCCAAGAUCUUUGUGAUUUUCGACAGCAACCAGAUCUACCCAGAGUACCUUAUCGAGUUUUACUGACGUCAAAGAAGAAGGACUAAAGCGUUAGCUUUCUAGUUUUAUUUAAUGACCACAUAGGAUGGUUGGUUCCAUUAAACAUGCUGAAUUAGUCCUGACCUGAAUAGCCAUGCCUUUCCUGUGAAACAGUGCCAAAGUGACAGUGUGUUCUGCGGACAUGGCGCUAAUUAUGGCGUGCCUUCGAUGUAAACAGCAUAGUCGGGCAACGGACUGGAAGCGCAUAGACGGCCUAGUGUGUCCUAGUAUGUCCAGUAUACGUAUACGAAGCUCCUGUCCAUUCACUCCAUGUAUAUGUCCCAUACGCACAACUGCUUUCUCUUCUUUUUUGGGGGGAUAAUUUAUGUAUUCCAUUUAUCUACCUCACCGUAAUUCUACCUCAUGUCAAGUAGUCCUGCAGAUCACAAGACAUUUGCUAGGGACCCCUGUCAUUUCACCUGUAGUUCAGUAGGAAUUCCACCAUCACUGACUUCACAUUAGUCAGCAGCGAAUCCUUUAGUAAUUACUGUACUUGACUCACCAUGUGCUUUACUGUAGGUGGUUUUAGCAUCAAAUGUAUGGACUAGCCCAGAGCUGUUGGGAACAAGUUUAUUUCUUCAACCAAAACAGAAAACCUAUGUUAAUGCCCAGUGUGGGGUCUUCAAAUGCAAUUUCAAAUUCAAACCACAUUGCACACCUCAGCAUGCACAUAUGUAAAAUACUGUCUAUAAUCAUUUACACUGUAUGGUCUGUAUAUAUACAUGUACAUUAGAGAAAUUUAUUGUCCUUUGCGUGUGAGAAAUGGGGGGUUAAUUUCAGAUGGUGCGUUAUUGUGUCUCCACUGGAAACAGUAAUGGGUUGAAUUUACCUGAUUCUACACCAUUAUCACAUGAAUCAAAUGUAUUACAUUAACAGUUACUGCUUGACGGAAAUUGUCUUAAUGUAAUAUAUUUGGUAUAUUUUAUUCAUUUGCAGAUGAAAGUUAAUCAAGUGAAUUCACUUUUUCAGUCCAAUAUGAUUGUGUUUGUAUGGGGAAAAAGUUACUUGGAGACAUCUAUAACAUUGAUGACUCACUUGUUCACACUGUAAAUGUUUAUAAUCUAGGCAAGUGUGUCUACCCCGAUAGGAAGUGGUUGUCAAGGGGACGCCCAUUGCGCAAGCACAUGAUGUCAAAGUAGGAGUGCCGGUUGUUUUUCCUGUUCACCUGUGCCAGUUCAAACUGUUGCCAAGUUUACCAGGAGUAACAGUGAGAUGAAGUCUUCAGUGAUCUCGUAUUGUACAGUAAAAAUUACUGUUAUUUAA